CAUAACUGCGCGAUGUAUUACGAUGAAAUAGAAUAGGUAGAAUAAUCAGAUUGAGAAGAAGGGGUCGACUUGCUUUCAGACAAGAUGAGAAGCGCGAACAGUUUGGACCAAUAUAACGACGAUGACUUCUUCAGCGGUGGUCCCUGCCCUUCUUGUCGGUUAGCCAUUAACAAGGAAACUGGUCGACUCAAGUGGUGUAUGGGCGGAAACGAUACUUGGCGCUUCCGAGUGAAAUUAAUGCUUCUGAUUCCCGCUGUGUUAUUGCCGAUCACUAUAAUUUUCAUCGCCCUCUCGAGGUCACAGGUGAUUGGCAAAACUCCUUAUCAUCGUACGCAUUUGGUUCACGCGACUAAAAGACAGGACGAGAGAACCGAGGAGACUUUUCCGUGUAAGUCUAUUGCCAGAUAUACAUAACGAUGUGGUCAUAAAAUGAACCUGAUAUUAACGACGUCCGGUUCGUUGGUUGCUCGUAGAGAUUUGAAUAGCAGAAUAAAGUGCGAGAUACGUGGCGUGAUUUAUCGAUUAUUGUCAGAGAAAAAUAAUUCAAAUAACGCUCGGAAGAUGGUAUAACUAAAAUUGUUCUUGAGACUUCUUGGUGUAAGUUGUUUCAAGUUUGCCAUUGCGGAAGGAGUUUUUAAAUUUAAUCGUUUUCCUGCCUUAAAUAUUUUAAAUAUUUUAAAUAGCUUGUUUUAAGAUAUCAAAAAAUAUAUUGAUAAUUCUACGAAAGAUAUUAAAUGUGAGUCAAGAACAGGAAAAUGAAUAAAUACAUAUAAGUCGUAAAAUUAUAAAGAACGAUAAAGAAAUAAAUUUUUUGUCAAAAUUUUAUAAAAAUUAAUGGAACAAAGAGGAAGUAUAUUAUUCUUAGAAAUUGUUAGCAGCGACCAGCCGCAGCGAGAUAGAGCGGGUAGAAGAAGAGGAAGAAGAUAGAAUCCUUAUACCUGAAAUGAAAACUUACUACGCGCCGAUGGAAUCUCUACUUUCGCCACGACAGCUUCAACGACGCAAGAGAGACCUGGAUGGGGUACAUUAUCCAAAACAAGCAAAUUCAAAGCGAUUCUACAAUGCGAUUCUACAGAACGCUCUAGCUAACUGAUACCAUUUUUUCUUCCUCCGCUUCUUAUUCCUUCUUCGCCCUUUUUCCAUUUUUUCCAAAAAAAAAAAAAAAAAGAAAAAAAGAAAAUUACACACAUACACAUAAAAAAUUAAAAAUCAUCCUUCCUUCUUGAAUCUACGAUCGUUAGCUUCGAACAAAACAUAGCAACGAACACACACCACAGUGGCCCGUCAAUUGGCGAAAAACAGUCCCGAAGAAUAAUUAAUUUAGAGUACUUAUUACGAAAGGGAUCAAGCAAUAGAAGUAGACUACAACACUGAAAAGUCAGAUGAUCAAAAUUCCGAUGAAAAUUUGAACAAUUUCUUGGAUGAUUACUACUCUGAGAUGGAUGCCGAUGAGAUUAAAGGAAAAUCUGAUAUACAAACUAACGAUUAUCGAGAAUAUGGCGAAUAUACCCAUGACUCUCAUAAAAAUGAAGAACUACGUUCCAAGUUCUUCAAAUACGAUAAUAUUGAAGAACGUUCUCAAGACGAGUCGGACGAGGGCGAACAAGGUGGAAGACGUCAAAUUUCCAUCGAUGACUCGGACUCCAGUUUGCCAAUUGAUGAUUAUCAACAGGAAGACGAUACUCAUACAGAUUUCCAUGCGUUUUGGAAAGGCGAAGGAAACGAGUGGGCCAUCAGAGAGGCUCAAGAAACAGAUAUUCGCCGCAGCAAAAAUCAUGCUCAAGUACAUGGACAAGAGUACUGAUCCUUGCGAAGAUUUCUAUCAAUUUGCCUGUGGCAAUUGGGCGAGACACAAUCCUAUCCCUAAAGACAAAGCUGCCUAUGAUACGUUCGAAAUGAUUAGAGAAUCAUUAGAUUCUGUGUUGAAAGAGCUUCUUGAAGAACCUAUAUUAAAAGAAGUUAUGUUGAAUACGGAUGAUGCCAUAGUCAAGGCUAAACAUUUGUUUCAAAGUUGUAUGAAUUACGACAUGUGGCUAGAGAUCUUGGAGCAACGCAUGGAACGGCCGCUUAUACAACUUUUAGAUGAACUCGGUGGAUGGCCUAUAUUGAGACCUAACUGGGAUCCAGAAAAAUUCGAUUGGCUUCUUUUGGUUGCACAAUUGAGGCUUUAUAAUAACGAUAUUCUUAUUUCGGAAUGGGUUGCACCGGAUAUUAAGAACAGCGAUCAAUAUGUUAUACAGUUCGAUCAGACAUCAUUGGGUUUACCUACGAGAGAUUAUUUUCUCCAACCAUCGAAUAUGAUUUAUCUGAGAGCUUACAAAAAUUAUUUAAUAAAAAUUUCUACUCUUCUGGGCGCAUCUUUGCAGAAUGCUACUAUGGACGCUGACGAAUUAAUAGAAUUUGAGACGAAACUUGCCAAAAUCACAUCAUCUCCUGAUGAAAGAAGAAAUCUUUCAGAAUUGUAUCAAAGAAUGAGUAUUGGAGAACUGAGGACUCUGAUACCUCAAAUUAAUUGGCAUCGAUAUUUAACCAUCGUUUUAGCUCGACCAACUAAUAUUUCUGAACCUGUUGUUGUUUAUGCGAUGCAAUAUAUCCAAGACUUGGUGAAUCUUCUUUCAAAAACUAGUCCGCGAACUAUCGCAAACUAUCUUCUAUGGCGAUUCGUUAGGCAUAGGGUAAAUAAUCUAGAUGAUCGAUUUCAAGAGGCUAAGCAAAAAUUUUAUUAUAUUCUUUUUGGAAGAGAACAAGCACCCCCCAGAUGGAAAAAUUGUGUAGCACAAGUGAAUUCUAAUAUGGGUAUGGCUGUAGGGUCAAUGUUCGUGAAAAAAUAUUUCGACGAAAAAAGCAAAAACGAUACAUUGUCUAUGACUCGAGAGAUACAACAGUCGUUUAAAGAGCUUUUGAAUCAAACUUCCUGGAUCGAUGACGAAACGAAAGAAUUGGCCACCGAGAAAGUGAACGCAAUGCUGUUAAGAAUCGGCUAUCCUGAUUUCAUUUUACAACCUGAAUUGUUGAAUGAACGUUAUAAGGAUAUCGUGAUCCGUCCAGAUAAGUAUUUCGAGAAUACAUUAAAUAUUUUACAACAUUUGACCAGAGUGGAACAAGAUCGGCUUGGCAGCCCUGUUAACAAAACCCUCUGGAAUACCGCACCAGCAGUGGUCAAUGCUUAUUACAGUCGCAGCAAGAAUAGGAUAAUGUUUCCAGCUGGCAUACUACAGCCGCCCUUUUAUCACAGAUAUUUUCCACGGUGUUUAAAUUACGGUGGAAUAGGAGUUGUAAUUGGCCACGAAAUUACGCAUGGCUUCGAUGAUAAAGGUCGAUUAUUCGAUAAGGAUGGUAAUCUACACAGAUGGUGGAAAGAUGAAGCUAUUUACGGAUUUCAUCAACGUGCCCAAUGUCUCAUCGACCAGUAUAGUCAUUAUAUCGUGCCCGAAGUUGGAAUGAAGAUUGAUGGAAUAAAUACGCAGGGAGAGAAUAUCGCGGACAAUGGUGGCAUUAAACAAGCUUUUCGAGCUUACGAAAAAUGGUUACGCUUAAACGAGGAUGCUGACGAAACUCUGCCCGGUUUGAACGCGACCGGAAAGCAAUUGUUCUUUCUCAACUUCGCUCAAGUAUGGUGUGGCUCGAUGAGACCGGAAGCAACUAGGAAUAAAUUAAAAACCGCGGUGCAUUCACCUGGCAAAUUUCGCGUGAUUGGUACCUUGUCAAAUUCGAAGGAUUUCGCGGAAGUAUUUCAUUGUCCUCUAGGCACACCCAUGAACCCAAUUAAGAAAUGUUCCGUUUGGUGAUGAACAAUGUGCUUGCUAUUCUGCUAGUUUCAUCGUCAUAUCGAUCGUUAGUCGAUUUAAAUUAAUCCGAGCAACAUGAUUGAGAAAAAAAGAAAAGUAAAGGAAUGGAUUGUUCGUUGCUCGAUUAAGCGAAGGAAUUUACAUCACGAUGAAAGUUUCAUCGUUGAAAGAAUAUUAUAAAACGAAACUGUAGUAUCGUGCUUUCAAUUGUUGUUGAUAUACGAUUAGCAUUAAAAUUAGUAAAAUAAAAUAUAGAAUGAAGGAAAUGAAGAACCGGAGGAAAUAAUGAAGAUAACCAUUGUUGAAUAAUUAUAAGUUAUCAUUUAACGAAUAAGGAGCAUGCAACGUAAUCGAGAAAUACGAUUCGUAUUGCCAAAAUAUGUUGUGCAGUAAUAAAAUAAUUCUUUUGCGCUACUGAGGUUUGAUCUGAAGUAUCGCGUAAUGGAAAAGCUUCGUAGAUGUUGAAAACAGCUGCGCUGUUUAGUUGUGUUAAGAAUGAAAUUGUAAGACAAAUACCAAAGACAAUAAUAAUUUCAGACAAUCAUAAAAA
Molecule: messenger RNA, 4338 nt
Organism: Apis cerana (Asiatic honeybee)
Lineage: Eukaryota; Metazoa; Arthropoda; Insecta; Hymenoptera; Apidae
Product: neprilysin-4
Biological process (GO): protein processing
Cellular component (GO): plasma membrane
Molecular function (GO): metalloendopeptidase activity
Source: RefSeq, a predicted model, not a curated record